CAUGGUCAUGUUGUCCUACAUUGGGGUCUUCCUAGGGAUUGUAACCCUCUGUCAGUCACUUGGACCUGGGGCAUAUCUGCAGCUGGACAGUUGUGCAUUGAAAAAUGUUGUGACCGAAAUUCUGUCAGACACAAGCAUGUUAAGGAAAAUGGCGGAAUCAAAACAAGCUACGAAAGCCCUUGGCAAAGGGGGUAAAGUCCAGUGAAGGGUAUUAAAGACAUAAAGGUGGAAAAGCUUGAAUUCUCCAAGAUUUCACUGAACCUUCUCCCAGGCAUUGGUAUCCAGAUGUUUGUAACAAACAAGAUUGAAAUCAGUGGAAAAAGUUUCUUGGGUGGAAAAACAGAUAUGAAAUUAGAAGUAGACAUUAUUACAAAUACAACUUUAAAGAAAGAAAAUGUAGAUUGCCCAACAUUUGUCUCGGUGGAAUGUAAAACCAACCUAAUUGAUGUUAAAGCCAAUCUACCGCAAGGAGUUUUGCCAUCUGUGAUGAAUAAUUUUCUGGAUAAAAACCUUAAAACUCUUUUGCCUGUUACAGUGUGCCCAGCUGUGGAUUUUAUCCUUUCUAAAAUGAAUGGACAGACGUGCAUGAAAGACACGAGUUUACCUUUCGGACAGUCUGGAAGCAUCCACUACAUGACUUCUCCAGUGCCAACUGUGACAGAAGACUAUAUUAAUAUUGAAUUAAAUGUCCAAGUUUUCAGAGGAGAAAAUCUCAUCAACCUACCUGAUGAAACAAAUACUAGCUCCAUUGUCCUUCCAUCUUUACCCGAAACUACAACAACAUUCAUUUUGACCGCUGACUUUCUUGGACGCGCCUUCACUCUUCUUCAAGAAGAUGGAACUUUUAGCUUCUCAGCCACUGAAGAUGAUCUUGUAAAUGGAGGAGCCAUGUCUACAUCCAUCCUAACUGAUGUCAUUCCUGAGCUUCCCAAAGGACUACAACAUUACAAAAUAAAUAUAUUUGUGAAUAAAUCAGCCUUAGUUACAGCAAACACUAUGAAAGCGAUUCUCCAUCUUUACUCAACCAUGGAAGUCACUGCAUCGUCUCCAGCUUCAGAAUCUGAGAUCUUAUUCAACGUAGACUUGCAUAUGAAUUUUAAGCUCCAGUUUACAGUUGAUGAAAAAAACCUGAACUUCAUGAUCUCCCUUGACAAGACCUUCCUGGCUCUGGAAUCAUCCUCAGUUGGAGAAUUUGAGGUGCAAGACUUGAAAGAGUUCAUAACAUCUAUGAUCAACAAAUUAUACACCCCCGCCAUCAAUGGUUUGCUUCAGCCAAUCCCCAUACCCAACAUAUUGCAGAAACUAAAUAUUAACUUGGCUAAUGGUCAAAUUGAAACAGAUAAGGACCUAAUCUUGAUAUCAGUCAAUGUCUGCCGAGCCUGAACCUGCUAUGACCAUGUUAAUGAAGAGUAAUUCACCAAUCAAGCACCCCGUCCUUGCUUUAGACUAGUAGUACCC
This is a messenger RNA of Bufo bufo (common toad), 1458 nucleotides long. RefSeq names its product BPI fold-containing family B member 6-like. The transcript has 15 exons. NCBI's taxonomy places the organism in Eukaryota, Metazoa, Chordata, Amphibia, Anura, Bufonidae. The record is from RefSeq and is a predicted model, not a curated record. Gene Ontology annotation, molecular function: lipid binding. Bases 286 to 1383 code for a protein of 365 amino acids.